Messenger RNA from Culex quinquefasciatus (southern house mosquito), 1834 nucleotides. Its product is annotated as circadian clock-controlled protein daywake. The transcript has 5 exons. The record is from RefSeq and is a predicted model, not a curated record. Bases 268 to 1020 code for a protein of 250 amino acids. Lineage: Eukaryota; Metazoa; Arthropoda; Insecta; Diptera; Culicidae.
GUGUACGGCAUUCAUAAUUUCUUCUUUAUUUGUCGUCCAAAGGUGUUGCUGGCCGAAGGUGUGUUGCCGAGUGGGCAUUUAGUAGUGCUGCGACGAUCCUCUGAGACAAAUAUCAAAGAAGAACUCAAAGUUUUUAGAACAAAAAGAAAAUCGUCAACCGCUAAGCCGAAUCAACUGAAGCAAAGAGAAACAAACCAGUUCGGGUAGUGAAAACGUCGUGACGUCCAGACAACGAAAACAAAGAUCGAACGAACCAACCGACUAAAAAUGCAUAUUAUAUGGAACCUGCUUGGCUGUCUGGCGGUCCUAGCCGGAACAUCCCUGGCGGCGUACGAGAGACCAUCGUACGUGCAGCCCUGCCGGCGGAGUGACCCCGAGAUCAACAAAUGCAUCAAGAACUCGUUCAACUACAUCCGGCCAUACAUCGCCAAGGGUCUGACCGAGCUGAAGACGCCCCCGCUGGAACCGCUGCGCAUCGAAGAGCUGGCGAUGGAGAACAACGCCGGUGCCGUCCGCAUCAAGGCCCUGUUCACGGACAUUGUGGCGCUCGGAGCCGGCAACUACACCGUCAAGGACGUCCGCAGCGACGUGAAGAAGCUGCGCAUCGACAUGAGCCUGGGAAUCCCGCGUGUCGAAACCCGGGGCAAGUACGAGAUCAUCGGGAACGUGCUGCUGCUGCCGGUGCGCUCCAACGGCGAGUUCUGGACCGAGUUCUCUGACAUCAGUGCCAUCGCCAAGAUCUACGGCAAACCGGUCGAACGUGACGGAGAGGUGUUCAUGGGUAUCGACAAGAUGCUGGUUGACUUCACGAUGAAGAACGCCCGCUUCAAGGUCAAGGACAAUGUCAACACCCAGAAUGUGCUCGGUGAGGCCAUCAACCAGUUCCUGAACCAAAACGCCAACGAACUGGUGCAGGAGAUGAGACCGGCCGCGUCCCAGAGUAUCGCCAAGCUGUUCCGCAAGUUCCUGAACGACACCUUCAGCAACAUCCCGAUGCGGUUGUGGCUGCUGGAUGACUAAAUCCCAAGCAACGCUUAACUUGCUGUGUAUGUGUGUGCGGCUCAGUUUGGAUGUGGAUGUAAAAGUGAAGAACAAGAAAACGAAGAAGAAGAAAAAGAGAGAAGCGAUAAGACAAACGAAAUCGUAAACCCCGAAGCGCGCGUUUGUGAAUGAGUGUACUGCAUGCAGUUCUAGUGAUAAGCGUUUCUACCUAGCCCCUAAGUGAUACGUUCUAGUGAGUAAGACUUUAUCCUUUCUUCCUUAUCCUGUUCUUUCGAUCAGUUUAGGUCACACGAUUGACUCUGAUGCGUGCUAAGUUUUGUAACGUUUGUCGAAAUCAAUGUUAUGGAUCUCUAACCAAAAAAAAUCUUAAGUCUCUUCAAAGGUAUCUUCAUUGAGUUUUUCCAAGAGAGUCAUUGCUGAGCAAUUGACUGAGUUUCUCCUGCAAGACUACUCUCGCCUGAGAAAAAAAAACAAUCAUUCUUGCGAUUGGCUGUCACUGUGCUGAGACAAGUUAUUAUUUAUUGAAGAUAUAGUACUGCUAUAAAGUGUUUUCUUUUUACGCCCCCCGUUGUAAGUAUUUGUAAAGAAUGAAAGAAAAAGCAAUUUGAGUUUUUCUCAUCGUCAGCAACCUCUCCGAGUGGAGUGCGAGAGGUUCACUUGUACGAUGAACCUAGGAAGACAGAAACGUACAAAAAUUUAUGAAAGAUCGAUUUAUGUUCAUCUAGCGUUUAAGUUUGUAUGAUUGUAAAUAUGAGUAAAGUAUUGUAUCCAUAGGAAACACGAUAAAAAACAGGAAUUAUAAAACCAAUAAAUAGUACAUAAAAAUUAUGCA